Molecule: messenger RNA, 1566 nt
Organism: Carassius gibelio (silver crucian carp)
Lineage: Eukaryota; Metazoa; Chordata; Actinopteri; Cypriniformes; Cyprinidae
Product: synaptic vesicle 2-related protein-like
Exons: 16
Coding region: 1-1557 (518 amino acids)
Biological process (GO): transmembrane transport
Cellular component (GO): membrane
Molecular function (GO): transmembrane transporter activity
Source: RefSeq, a predicted model, not a curated record
AUGAUGUGGACAGAUGAUAAAAGUGUCCUUACUGUUCAUGAGGAGCAGCCCGGGAAAGAUGAGCCUAUCGAUGAAGGAGUUUGCAGCAAGAACAGAAGCUCUGGAAUGUCAGAAUCCUUUACUGUGGAAGAAGCAAUUGAGGCUGUCGGUUUCGGACGGUUUCAGUGGAAACUCUCAAUGCUAACAGGAGUUGCGUGGAUGGCCGAUUCUAUGGAAAUGAUGCUCCUUAGUAUUGUAACUCCUCAACUGCGCUGUGAGUGGAGGCUCUCGAGCUGGAAAGUGGCAUUCAUAACAGCGAUAGUGUUCAUUGGAAUGAUGGUCAGCUCCUCACUUUGGGGGAACAUUUCAGAUAAAUAUGGCCGAAAAGUGAGUUUAAUACUGUGCCUGCUGUGGACAUUGCACUAUGGGCUUCUCAGUGCUUUCACACCUGUUUACAGCUGGAUCUUAGUCUUGCGAUGCCUUGUGGGAUUUGGCUUAGGAGGAGCCCCUCAGUCAGUGACAUUAUAUACUGAAUUCCUCCCGAUAAAAUCCAGAGGGAUAUCUAUAAUCCUGUUAGGGGUGUUCUGGGCCCUGGGUGCUGUGUUUGAAGUGUUACUGGCUAUGGUGGUCAUGCCCACAUUAGGCUGGAAAUGGCUGCUAGCUUUCUCCACCUUUCCUCUUGUUAUCUUUGCUGCCUUCUGCUGUUGGUUACCAGAAAGUGCUAGAUUUGAUGUACUGAGGGGCAGAGAAGACAAGGCCCUGGACACUUUGAAAUACAUAGCAGCAGAUAAUGGGAGUUCUAUGCCUACUGGAAGACUUAUAGCCAACACUCAGACUGAGCGCGGAAGAAUUAGAGAUCUUUUUAUUCCAGAAUACCGCAAAACAACACUUUUGGUCUGGAUUAUCUGGUUUUGUAAUGCUUUUUCAUAUUAUGGUAUUGUGCUGCUGACCACUGAAAUGUUCCAAGCAGGAUCUGCGUGUAGUGCUACUGAUAACUCAAAUAUGGAACCUCAGUGCAGUUUGGAGUGUAAUUAUCUGACUUUUAAUGAUUAUAUGGACCUUCUGUGGACUACCUUAGCAGAAUUUCCAGGUAUUCUGGUCAGCCUGUGGAUGAUUGAUCGAAUUGGCCGGAAAAAAAGCAUGGCAAUUUGUUUCUUAUUGUUCUCUGUAUCUAUUUUGCCAUUGUAUGUCUGCACACAUAGGACAGUUCUCACAGUCUUUAUUUUCAUUGCUCGAGCCUGUAUAACAGGGGGCUGGCAGGUUGCAUAUGUUUAUACACCUGAGGUUUUCCCUACAGCAACCAGAGCUAUUGGUAUUGGUACAGGGAGCGGGAUGGCUCGUGUUGGAGCUCUCAUCACACCAUUUAUUGCUCAGGUCCUUCUGAAGUCAUCAGUUUACCUGACUGUCUCUGUGUAUUUAAUAUGUUGCUUGCUGGGCACAGUGGCAUCCUUGGUAUUGCCCACUGAAACAACAGGGCGGAGCCUCCAGGAAUCAACGCAAAGCACCAUGGAACAAAAAAACAUGGACAUGCCACAUGACUCUGAGAUGGCCGAAUCCUCCAGCAACACAUGUCCUUAACAGCACAUG